UCUCAAUCUGUCCCUUGCAAUCCAUCUUCAGUUUUCAUUUCAAUCUAAAAGUAUUGGUUAGCAACAAUUCCAAGAUUAUGAAAAACGUUGACAGAUACCAAAAUCAAGACAAAGAAAGGUGCACUCGAGAAAAACGGUGCCUCUUUCAGGCUCUGGAAAACUUGACCACAUAUUAGUGAUUAGCCAUUUAAUGUGCCAUGGGUUCUCUCCUUAAUAAGAAAACAGAUGAAUUGUGCCAUAUAUGGAGAUUAAUGGUAGUAUAGUGUUGUAGAAACAAUAUGGGCAGUCCACAUGUUCUAGCCAUACCUUAUCCAGCACAAGGUCAUGUACUUCCCCUGAUGGAACUUGCCUUAUGCCUAGUGAAGCAUGGUAUCAAGGUUACAUUUGUGAACACAGAAUUUGAUCACAAACGAGUCAUUGAAUCGUUAUCUGGUGAAGAAAAUGUGCCUGAUAUGAUGCAUCUGGUAUCCAUCCCAGAUGGCCUGGAAUCGUGGGAAGACAGAAAUGAUGCGGCGAAGUUAAUGAAGGCGAUUUUUUGUGUUAUGCCGGCAAAGCUGGAGGCUCUAAUUGAGAAGAUAAAUCAAUCUGAAAGUGAAAAAAUCACAUGCAUUAUUGCUGAUGAGUUCUUGGGUUUGGCACUGGAGGUUGCGAAGAAAAUGGGAGUCAGGGCAGUAGCCUUCUGGCCAGCAGCAGCAGCUGUAUACGCUCUGAAACUCAAUAUUCCAAAGCUCAUUGAUGAUGGAAUCAUAGACAGCUCUGGAACUAUCAUGAAGAAGCAGAUGGUUCAGUUAUCACCCGCCAUAUUAGCCAUGGACUCUGAACACUUUGCUUGGGCCAGUGUCGGUGAUGCGACCACACAGGGUAUUGUUUUUGAUGCACUGGCAAAAAAUAACAGAACAUUAAAAAUGGCUGAUUGGAUUAUCGGCAACUCGAGUAAUGAGUUAGAGGCAUCAGUUUUUACCUUAUUUCCAGAAAUGUUGCCAAUUGGCCCUCUUCUAGCUAGCAACCGGCUUGGAAAAUCAGUUGGUUCCUACUGGCCUGAAGACUGGGAUUGCUUGGCGUGGCUUGAUAAACAACCAGUCCAAUCAGUCAUUUAUGUUGCAUUUGGGAGCACCUCAGUUUUUGACCACACACAGUUCCAAGAACUGGCUCUGGGACUUGAACUCACCAAUAUGCCAUUCCUUUGGGUUGUGAGGCGUAAUUUAACUGCAGAAACAGAUAGUGCAUAUCCAAAAGGUUUCAGAGAUCGAAUACAAGGACGAGGAAGAUUAGCCAGUUGGGCACCUCAACAACAGGUCCUGGCUCAUCCUUCAGUUGCCUGCUUCCUCAGCCACUGUGGUUGGAAUUCUACAAUGGAAGGUGUAAGCAAUGGUGUCCCAUUCCUCUGCUGGCCCUACUUUGCAGACCAGUUCACUAACAGAAGCUACAUAUGUGAUGUUUGGAAGGUUGGAUUAGGUUUGGAAAAAGAUGAAAAUGGAAUCGUUGCACAAGGACAAGUUAAGAACAAAAUUGAGCAGCUAGUCACAGUUAAAGGCUACAGGGAGCGGGCCUUGGAUUUGAAAGCAAAGGUUAUGAAUAGUCUUAGAGAAGAUGGAUGUUCUGGCAAGAAUUUCAACAACUUAGUCAAGUGGAUUAAGGAUGAUUAGAACAACUAUGUAUCAAAACAAUGUCAUCUUAUUGCUACAUUAGCAUAUUUCAUAUGUGAUUUUCCUUCAAUCAACCCGGAAUUUUUCUUAGCUAAGCCUCGGUCUAUGACCGGCCCCUCUUGUAUUCUUUUCUUAGCAGGACUAACUACUAAUAUUUUCUGCUUUUAUU
Messenger RNA from Coffea eugenioides, 1815 nucleotides. Its product is annotated as UDP-glycosyltransferase 83A1-like. The transcript has 2 exons. The record is from RefSeq and is a predicted model, not a curated record. NCBI's taxonomy places the organism in Eukaryota, Viridiplantae, Streptophyta, Magnoliopsida, Gentianales, Rubiaceae. The coding region runs from base 279 to 1646 and encodes 455 amino acids. Gene Ontology annotation, molecular function: UDP-glycosyltransferase activity.